Messenger RNA from Periconia digitata, 1338 nucleotides. Lineage: Eukaryota; Fungi; Ascomycota; Dothideomycetes; Pleosporales; Periconiaceae. The record is from the annotation of a GenBank genome assembly.
CUAUAACUCCCAAUUGUUGCCAAUCCGCUACUUGUGACAUUCACCUGGUUCUACCAAUCCACAGACCAGAAUCCCUCUCCGGAAAUAUUUCAAAAGUGGGACAGUGGACUGAAGAACAACGGCUCUCCGUUAUAAACACUUCAACUGUCGGAAUCUUCCGAUAAACCCUUGUAGACGAAAGCAACAAAACAACCAUCAGCUCCCCACAGUACCCCACAGAUAAACAAACAUCGCACGUUGAUGUACUGCCGAAGUCGCACCUGACAGCAGCGGUCCGCACACCCCGUCAUCCAUCACCUAUCGAACUUUCUUAUUCCAACGCCUGUCAUGUCGUCAGACCCCUCGGAACUGAUUCAUUACGGCCCCGGUCGACUCCAGACUUAUACCAUCUGGCGCCCUCCUCCUUCCCCAACGUCAGCCCCGCAAUCGUCUACCUCCACAGAAAACCCACCAUUAUGGAUCUUAUACGUCCACGGUGGUGCCUGGCGCGACCCUCUCCAAUCCAGCGCAAACAUCCUCCCAACACUACAACACCUUACCAGCACCACCUCUUCCAAACCCGCCCUCGCAGACCCCACACGCCUCGCGGCAGUCGUAAGCAUCGACUACCGUCUCUCCCCAUACCCAACACAUCCCACAGCUCCCAGCACCACCUCCGAUGAUCAACGCAAUGUACGCCACCCUUCCCACGUCCGCGACCUCGCAUCCGCCGUAGCGCACUUGAAAGCCGAACACGGGAUGCAGCGCUGGAUCGGCGUCGGGCACUCGUGCGGCGCGAGCAUGUUACUGCACUACGUUUCCGGCCAAGGCCUUUCUCCCACCUCCUCCUCUACUGGAUUCUCGUACCCUGGUUUCAGCUUGGAAACCAGGAAUAACGGACUAGAAGGUCUGAUUCUCCUCGAGGGCAUCUAUGAUAUCCCUAGACUUUUGGCAAACCACUCCCCUCCUGUAUGUCCUGCCGAGAUCGCCGGGAUCUACCGCACUUUUGUACGCGGCGCGUUUGGUUCCGAGGGUCUUCGUGAUGGGGAGGAUGGUGGGGAUGGUGGGGAUGACGGGGAAGCGUAUGCUGCUUUUUCUCCUGCCAAUGGCUCGUUUACGAGGGAGACGUGGGCGGAUGGGAGAUUGGUCGUGGUUGCGUAUAGUGGGGAGGAUGAGUUGGUUGAGCGGGAACAAGGCGAGAUUCUGCUACGGAGGUUGAAGAAGGAGGAGUGGGUUGAGAAUGGCAAGGACGGGGAAAGGGUGGUGGAGGUUAAGGAACUGAGAGGUACGCAUGAUUUCAUGUGGAGGGAUGGAUCGCAGAUUGCUGCCUUGAUUGGUGAGGUUGUGGGGAGGCUUUAG